UAUCGUAAAAUAAACGUUUUUAACUUGCUCUUUAAGACGAAUUGUUUAAAAGAGCUUAUUCAUAGCAAAUGAGUCGCACUUCCCUUCACUACUUUGAACUGUGAGAUAUUUACGUUUUGUUUUUAUUUUAUUUUAACUAGAAUGAUGGACUUGUAUUUAUAUAUAUUUAUAUAUGUAUAAAUAUAUAUAUUUCUCCCUUAAAAAACAAGUUAGUUUAACGCAAUUUCCGGUCUCGAAGACGUUUCCGUGUAACUUGUAAACAAGUGGAGAGCCACGUGACAGACUGAAAGCAGGUUAGCUUCACACAGUCGAGCAUUUUCUAUUAAAACAAAUUAAUUUGUCAACACUAAUCUUUUUGUCGCUGAAUCGAUUUCUGAUGCACGUUAAUAUUAGAAACAGAUUAAGAUAAAAUAAAUAUCGCAACCAUCUUUUUUCUGAUAUCAUGACUCCUGGGGCGAAAGUCUUGCAGUAUGAGACGUUUAUCAAUGAAGUAUUGAAAAUAGACUUACAGAAAGUAUUGGAGCAAAGAGAUGCCAUGUAUGAGAAAAUAGCACAAUACCUUCAGCUAAAGAACACAAUUAAAAGUAUUCAGGAAACUGACACCAAAGAACUCAAAACUGAGGUUGACCUUGGCUGCAAUUUCUAUGUGCAGGCUCACGUACCUGAUGCAUCAAAAAUAUAUGUGGCAGUUGGGUAUGGAUUCUUUGUCGAAUUCACACAUGCAGAGGCUUUAAAGUUCAUAGAAAAGAAGACUAAUCAGCUGACAGAGUAUACUGAGGUCCUUACCAAAGAUGCAGCAAAGAUAAAGGCCAACAUUCGCAUGGUUUUGGAGGGUUUAAGGGAAUUGCAAGGUCUGAAAGAUCUUCCAGAGGACAGAAGGAGAGAGGUGUUUUAGUACAGUACACCAAACACAGCACAUUGUAAUAAAUUUGCACAUAUGACUGUAAAUGUUUGUUUCAAAAAGUGUGAACUUUAUGGCAGCCAGGUUCAGAGGAACAUUGCCUUUUAACAGGUUAUACUGUUGUUUUGAAAAGUUUGCUGAAUAAAAACAUUUUCGGUACAA
Molecule: messenger RNA, 1063 nt
Organism: Carassius gibelio (silver crucian carp)
Lineage: Eukaryota; Metazoa; Chordata; Actinopteri; Cypriniformes; Cyprinidae
Product: protein UXT
Exons: 6
Coding region: 443-895 (150 amino acids)
Biological process (GO): negative regulation of transcription by RNA polymerase II
Molecular function (GO): transcription corepressor activity
Source: RefSeq, a predicted model, not a curated record